Messenger RNA from Peronospora belbahrii, 1320 nucleotides. NCBI's taxonomy places the organism in Eukaryota, Oomycota, Peronosporomycetes, Peronosporales, Peronosporaceae. The record is from the annotation of a GenBank genome assembly.
AUGAUCAUGCAGCGCACGAGCGGCAUUGUACGUCGCCUUAUGGAACAAGAAGAGGUGCAGUGUGCAUUUAAUCGCCAUGUGAUUAUUGAGGUACAAAGUGUGCUGAAUGAAAUGGUGUAUGACGUCGAGAGCUGUGCACAUGAGUGUGAACUUGUGAAACUGAAAAGAAAGCUUGAUAUAAAGGAGAGCUCACUCGUUGAGUACCAGGAGCGCGAGAGCAAGUUGUUACAGGAGAGACAGCAAGCUUAUGAGUAUGCUACUAAAGUAGAACAUGAAGGUCGAACGAUUAUGUGUAAGUUGAAUGGACAUUUGGGUGUCGUUGUUGCGGAACUCGCUAAGAAGGAAGUAAUGGAGAGUGAGCUGCAGCAAGCAAAAGAGCAACUCAAGCUAGCUAGCCACUUGUCAAAGGAGCUGGCAAAUGCUCAACGCGAGAUCCGAGAGCUUCGACGAGAAAAUGAUAUCCAGCAUAUCUUGACGAGGAAGAAUUUAGCACCAUCAAAGUUUGUGUCGGAGUCGAGGAUACCUUUGCGAGGAAGUCAUGGAAUAGAAGGCAUGGUGGCAAUAAGUGUCAUUGAUCGAACGCUAGUACAACGUGUAAAUUUCGUAUUUGGCAUAACGACACCCUCUAGUGUAGCGAAUAGUGCUCCUCGUGCACCUGUUCGACAACCAUCGCCCCUACGGCGAAAGCUGUCAAAGACACGCAGUUUUAUUGGGUCAACUGAGAAGGAUAAACUUUCAAAGGUGGAUGCAAUCGUGAAAUCCUUGAAACCGGAUCAAGUUAAGCUCUUUCACGACAUGUCGACCAGAGUGAAGACAUUAGAGGUUCAUCUUACUCAGGUGCAGACCGAAAAGGAAGACAUAGCUGCACGAUUGUAUAGCACUGAGAGUGUGCGUGAUUUCUUAAUGGAGAAGCUAAAGGGUUUGGAAGAUAAGCUAGCAGACCUCAUGGCAAUUACGGCAAAGAAAGAUGAACAGACUGCUCUUGAUCGUGAGAUUAUCGGCUUUCUCGAUGCAAAAACGCAGGAGUACGAAACCACGUUAAAGGAAUAUGCGCAGCAAAACAAUGCACUCCGAAUGAAUAUCGCCCAAUUUCAAGAGGAACAGGGUUCCAAGACAACGAUUAUUCAAGAUAUGGUUGAACUGUUGACGGAAGAGAAACAAGAACUUGAAGCUCAAGUCCGGUCGCAACGCAAGGUUUUAGUGCGUGAAGUAAAAGUAUUGCGAGCUCAGAACCAGCAACUUACUGCUGAGAGAGACCAAUAUUUUACGCAACUUCAGCAACUGAAACACGCAUUGCAACAUUUGGACGAACUUCACUAA